Messenger RNA from Lactuca virosa, 336 nucleotides. Lineage: Eukaryota; Viridiplantae; Streptophyta; Magnoliopsida; Asterales; Asteraceae. The record is from the annotation of a GenBank genome assembly.
AUGUAUGACAAGGUGUUGUUUGCUGAUGAGGAUCUUGAUGAGCAAUUAAGUAGUGGGAAGGUUUGUGUGGGUACUUUUCUAUUAGACUUCAUUAACGAUAAUCCAAUUGUUGAUAUUGAAGGCAAAUCUUAUGCUAUUCAAGUCUGUGAAAUUGCUUUAUGGUGCCCGGAAAUAAAGAAGCCUAAAGAUGAUGCUAUAAAUGACGGGGAAGCUCAAAAAGAAGAGAAUGAUUUAAGUGACGAUGAAGAUGCGGAGAGCAUAGAUGAAGAGUCAGAAAAUGAAAAAAACGAUGACGGGAUGAAUCAAUUCCUACCUGAUGAUCCAGUUUUUUUAUAA